Molecule: messenger RNA, 12417 nt
Organism: Neoarius graeffei (lesser salmon catfish)
Lineage: Eukaryota; Metazoa; Chordata; Actinopteri; Siluriformes; Ariidae
Gene: dnah6
Product: dynein, axonemal, heavy chain 6
Exons: 79
Biological process (GO): microtubule-based movement
Cellular component (GO): dynein complex
Molecular function (GO): dynein light intermediate chain binding; minus-end-directed microtubule motor activity; dynein intermediate chain binding
Source: RefSeq, a predicted model, not a curated record
AUGUCCUCGGCCAAUCUAGGUGGCCCGACCCAAGAGGAUGGCGCACGCAGGGUGUCACGAGUGCGCUCCCCCAUGUUAGCGCUCUCCCUCACGCCAGUGGACCAGGAGCUACUGAGAUCGCGGCUCGUAUCCGCGGGACCUAGUGUCCUUCGUCGUGAUCCCGACGCCUUGGUGUUCACACCUCACACCUUUAGACAGCAGAGACAGCAUCACCCGGCUCUGAAGCCACACCAAAAGCAGCCAGAGAACAUCGAUGAGAAAAAUCGUGAGAGGUUGAUCAGUACUGGACAGAAGCCUCCUACAGGAAGGACAGACCCCGGUUCCUCCUCUUUUCACCUCCCUCAGAUUCCGGACCAUCUCAAAGAAAGACAGGUUCAGCUCACUCAGAGCUACACUUCUUCUGCCAAAAAGCCGAGGAGAUCUUUGAAAAGCCGUGAUGCCACUCCGAGCCUUUUAACCUAUACCCCGUCUCCACCCAUCUCCAGUCCACCUCACUUCAGCUCUGUAGAGGAAGUGAUCCGCGCUGGACCUCACUCUCCCUGCGAGAUCGUACAGAUCAUUAGGAACAACCCUCACCUCGGCAUGUUCUACCUGAUGCCAGGGGCUUCCAACGCACCCUUCGACCUGGAGAUCGUACUAUACGAAGCCACCAACAAGUCGAAUUACUACACCAUCGGCGCGGACAGCAUGACGCACUACAAUAUUGACGGCGUGACUUUCACGUCGCUGGAGCGCUGGGAGCAGGAGUACCUUUACCAUCGAUGUCUCUUGCGCAUCCCGACCUUCGCCCUCUUCCGCAAAAGAAAAACUUUUCAUAUGUGGCGUGCCAAUGUGCGUGCCAAAAUCAUCAAAGCGCGCAAACGUGCCCUGAAAGAGAGACUGUUCAUCAUGAAUGAGUCUCUGAGACUAGCAUUGAUCAACAUCAGGGAGCUGUGCUGUCGCGUCAGUGACAUGGUCCUGAGCAAAAUUGAAGCGCAGCGAAUGUACACACUCGAGGAGUUCAAAUCCACUCAGCACACUCAAGCCAGCGAGGUGUCCUCAAGACUGGGAGAAUUUCGAGAACUGGUAAAGGAGGUGGCCCUGACGGCGUGUUACACAACUCUGAUCGAGUCCGGGUACAGACCUGACUACGGCAAAGAUUAGAUUAUGGAUGACACAAAUCUGCAUACUGAAAAUGUGUAACCAUGUGUGUCAGGUGAUUUGGAGAGGUUGUACGAACCGACUCCAGACAAAACGAGCUACGUGAUGCAGCACAAUAAGAAAUUCCUCUGCAGUCGCCUCACAUGUUUCAUCCGCCUGGCUGAUUAUUUGGUUAUGAGCAGCCUGCACACGCUGGCCGUCAACUCCAUCAGCAAGUUGAUGAGCGCGCUCUUAGAACACAAGGCACACACCCCGUCACACACACUCAUACAGAGCUGGGCCAGUAAAGAGGACACACAUGACACAGAUGACACAAAUGACAAGGACAGUGUGUGGGAACAGAACGCUGAAGUUUCAGUGUCACCUAUGUUAAUCACAGAGCUGCUGAUGGACACGCGUGCUCUGGCCUUCCAGCCGUCCAUCAGGGACUUCCAGGAGAUUGUAGCAGGGAUAAUCUCCAGUUUCAAGGCGACAGUCCUGUUUUUGAAGCCUCUAGUGCUAGACUCUGACUUCGAUGCCUUCACACACCCCAUAAUUAAUAAUAAGAUCGAGGAGAAAAUAUGUGGCGAUGGUCCAGAUUUUGAGGCCACACUGGAAAAUGACCAGCACCUGCAGAGCAUCACCCGUAACAUCAAGAAUUCCAUUCAAGUUGCGUUUGAUGCCGCCGACGUAUAUGCCCACACCUUCAAGUCAAUCCACCUCUUCUAUCAAGAGAACGAAAGCCUGGACCUGGAAGCUCUUAAAGAACAGGACCACGAGUUGGCGUUUUUUCAUGAACGUCUGGAGAGGUAUAACAGCCAGCAAAAGGAAGUCCUGGCCAUUAAGGUGAAGAGACACCUGGGAAUCCUGCUGGUGGACACAGUUCAACUAAAGAGCCAACUAACACCAUCUGUAUCGCGCUGCCUCGAGACCAUUCAUAACAUGCUGCCGCUGCUGGCUAAGAAAAAAAUGGAUGCACUCAUCUCUGAGAUGCAAGACUCCUGCUUCAAAUUGGGGAUUGUUCCUACAGUUACGAUCGAAUACGUCAACUCGCUCACCUUCCUAGAGGAGAUCCAGGACCGGGUUGGAUUCCUGGACCAGGAGGUCGUAACGAUAAACCAGAUGUAUAAUCUGAUUGAAAGCUACUCCGUUCCCACUCCGCCGGAAGACCUUGCUGUUUUCAUGACACUUCAGCCAUCCAGAUCAUCUCUGACUGACCUCAUUGAGAAGGCGGUGGAAGACCGUGAAGCCACUGUGGCCAAGUUUUGCCAGCACCUGCAGAACGACAUCAGUGAACUCAGCAAUGAUGUGAAAAGGAUCAAACAAGAAGCAGAUAACAAGCUGAUUCUGGAUAUUAAUGCAAACCGGGCUGAAGUUCGUACAUUGUUGGGAAAAAUCCAGAACUCCCUAGAUGAGCUGCAAGACCAAGCCUUUCACUACAAAUCCUACCAGAAGAAAUUUCAGGUGGAGGUGACUAAGUAUGAGUCUUUGGAGGAGCUGAGUGCUGAAAUGAAGCUGAAACAUUUGCUGUGGGAUUCAUUAGAGGAUUGGGACAAGUUGCAGAACAGCUGGAUGCAGAGUAAAUUUAACGAGCUCAACCAUGAGCUCCUGACUGUCGAGGUGAACAAGUAUGGCAAGUACGUGCACCAGCUGGAGAAAGGGCUUCCACCCAAUAGUGUCCUGCCCCACCUCAAAGCUAACGUGGAUACCAUGAGGAAAAAGCUACCAGUGAUCACUGAUUUGCGUAACCCAUGUCUGAAAGAACGGCACUGGGGCAUGUUGGAGAGCAUCCUGGGGGUCAGCCUUGUGGAGAACCCACCCACUUGUGAUGCCUUGCAAGAACUCGGUGCUUUCAACUAUGCUGAGAAGAUCCAAGAGGUUUCAGGCCAGGCGUCAGGAGAGGCGGCUCUGGAGACAGUGGUGAAAAAGGUGGAGGACUUGUGGAAGACUACAGAGUUUACGGUGCUGUUUCAUCGUGAACACAAAGACGUGUUUAUUCUUGGCGGCACAGAUGAUAUCCAGGUGUUGUUGGACGACAGCUCCAUCAAUAUCACCACAGUUGCAUCUUCACGUUAUGUUGGUCCCAUCGAGGCCAAAGUAGAGUUGUGGCAGCACCAGCUCUCCCUGUUCACCCAGACACUGGACGAGUGGUUGACAUGUCAGAGAAACUGGCUUUAUUUGGAGAGCAUCUUCACUGCUCCGGAUAUCCAGAGGCAGCUCCCUGCUGAGGCCAAGAUGUUCCUGCAGGUGGACAAAUCCUGGAAAGACAUCAUGAGGAAGGUGCACAGCUUUCCCAACGCACUGCGUGCUGGAACACAGCCAGGGCUUUUGGAGAUCUUCCAGAAAAAUAACGCUCUACUUGACCAGAUCCAGAAAUGUCUAGAGGCCUACCUGGAGUCAAAGAGAGCUGUUUUUCCCAGGUUCUACUUCCUGUCCAACGAUGAGCUGCUGGAGAUCCUGGCACAGACACGCAACCCUCAGGCCGUGCAGCCGCACCUCAGGAAGUGCUUCGACGCCAUCUCCAGGUUGGAGUUUGCCUUGCAGACACCCGAUGUUAUAGGCGAGGCUGACAACCCGUUCAACAACGAUAUCCUGGCCCUGAUCUCACCCGAAGGAGAGAAGGUGGCUCUAGGAAAAGGCCUUAAGGCUCGUGGGAAUGUAGAAGACUGGUUGGGGAAGGUGGAGGAAGCCAUGUUCAACUCACUCAGAUGCCUGAGCAGGGACGCUAUUGUUGACUACCAGAGCAAACCACGGGAGGAGUGGGUGGUGGCCGGACAUCCUUCACAAGUGGUGCUGACCAUCUCCCAGCUGAUGUGGUGCAGAGACAUGGAAAACUGUCUGGAGGGAAACCACAACCACUUCGAGGCCGUCCAGCAGUUUGAGCUCACAAACUUUGAGCGGCUGAAUGCGUUGGCUGCCCUGGUGCGGGGUAACUUACCCAAAAUCCAUCGGAACAUUAUCACGGCUCUUAUUACUGUGGACGUCCAUGCCAAAGAUAUUGUCACUGAGCUCAUCAAAAACAAGGUGGACUCGAGAAGUAACUUUGAGUGGCAGAAGCAGCUCCGCUACUACUGGGAUGCGGAUCUGGAUAACUGCGUGGCCAAAAUGGCUCUAUCUCGGUACAUCUACGGAUACGAGUACCUGGGAGCCUGCCCGCGUCUGGUCAUCACCCCGUUAACAGACCGUUGCUACCUUUGUCUAAUGGGGGCGCUACAGCUGGACCUGGGCGGCGCUCCAGCAGGUCCUGCUGGUACUGGAAAAACCGAGACCACUAAAGACCUGGCCAAAGCCCUGGCCAUCCAGUGUGUGGUCUUUAACUGUUCUGAUGGACUCGAUUACAAGAUGAUGGGCACAUUCUUCAGUGGUCUAGCUCAAUCUGGAGCCUGGUGUUGUUUUGACGAGUUCAACCGUAUCAACAUCGAGGUGCUGUCCGUCAUCGCCCAACAGCUGAUCACUAUCAAAAACGCAAAGGCCAACAAGCUGUCUUGGUUCAUGUUUGAAGGGAGGGAGAUUAAGCUGGUGAUGACAUGCGCCGCCUUCAUCACGAUGAACCCAGGCUACGCAGGCAGGACUGAGCUCCCAGACAAUCUGAAGGCCCUCUUCAGACCCAUCGCUAUGAUGGUGCCCAACUACGCCCUCAUCGCUGAGGUGAUCUUGUACUCUGAGGGCUUCGAGUCCAGUAGAACUCUGGCAAGGAAGAUGACUCAGAUGUAUAAACUGUGUAGCGAGCAGCUUUCCCAGCAGGACCACUACGACUUUGGCAUGAGAGCUGUCAAAUCCGUUCUCGUCAUGGCCGGGUCUCUGAAGCGAGAGAACCCACACCUGAGUGAAGAAGUGGUGUUGAUUAGAGCACUACGCGACUCCAACCUGCCCAAGUUCCUCAAGGACGAUGCAGAGCUUUUUGGUGGUAUUUUGUCGGACCUCUUUCCUGGAGUGAGUAUCCCUGAGCAUGAUUACGGAGUGCUACAGUUGAGUAUCGAGGCGGCCCUACGUGCCCGCUCGCUGCAGCCCAUCUCCAGCAUGACUGGCAAGGUGAUCCAGCUGUAUGAGACGAUGCUGGUGCGCCACGGCGUCAUGCUGGUGGGCCCUACAGGAGGAGGUAAGACCACAGUGUACUGCACCCUCGCCGACGCACUGCUCGCCCUCCAUGAAGCCGAGGGCUGCGAGGCGAAUCCCUUCUACCAGCCCGUAACGACCUACGUGCUCAACCCGAAGUCAGUGAGCAUGGGCGAGCUGUACGGCGAAGUUAACCCCCUCACACUGGAGUGGAGGGACGGUUUGAUGGCGCUGUGCGUCCGCGCCGCCUCCAGCGACGCCAGCGACAUACACAAAUGGGUGGUGAGUGAUGGACCUGUGGACGCCCUGUGGAUCGAGAACAUGAACACUGUAUUGGAUGACAACAAGAUGUUGUGUCUGGCCAAUAGCGAAAGGAUCAAGCUCACACCUUCUAUACACAUGGUGUUCGAGGUUCAGGAUUUAGCCGUAGCCUCUCCAGCCACAGUCAGUCGCUGUGGAAUGGUGUUCAUCGACCCAGGGGAGCUGAAAUGGAUGCCGUAUGUGCAGACGUGGCUCACAGGCCUCUCGGACAAGAUGACGGAGCCCAUGAGAGCAUACCUGAUGGAGCUCUUCAAGUGCUAUGUCGAGAACGGUCUCCAGUUUGUGUCGAAGCACUGCAUCCAGGCCAUGGCUCAGGUGGACAUCAGCAAAGUCACCACCCUCUGCUGCCUCCUCGAGGCACAGCUGUUCAGCAAGGACACCCCCAAACUUCAAAUGGUACAUGUGCUCUGCCAGACCUUCGUGUUUUGCUACAUCUGGGCCAUAGGUGGGAAUCUGACGGACGGCUGCUGGGACAACUUCGACACUUUCGUCAGGCAGCAGUUCGAGGACAACGCUGACGCCAUGCUCCCGAGUGGAGGGGAACUAUGGAGUGUGUACAUGGACUUUGAAACUCAUCGCCUCGAGCCAUGGGAGAAGAUCAUUCCAAACUUCAGGUAUAACAAGGAGACUCGUUUCUUUGAGAUGUUGGUGCCGACUAUGGACACGGUGCGUUACGGAUACCUGAUGGAAAAACUGCUCUCUGUGGAACACUCCGUGCUUUUCACCGGCAUCACUGGAGUAGGAAAGUCUGUGGUGGCUCGUGGCUUGUUGAAUAACAUACAGGAGAAAGCAGGGUACGUCCCCAUCUACAUCAAUUUCUCUGCCCAGACGUCCUCAGCUAGAACGCAGGAGAUCAUCGAGUCCAAGCUGGAGAAGAAGAGGAAGAAUAUACUGGGUGCCCCUGCUAAUAAGCGGGUAGUAGUGUUCGUGGACGAUCUGAACAUGCCAAAGUUGGACAGUUACGGCUCACAGCCUCCAAUAGAGUUGCUGCGCCAGUUCCAGGACUUCCACGGAUUCUACGACCGUGACAAGUUCUUCUGGAAGGAGAUUCAGGAUGUGACUAUAGCGGCAGCAUGUGCGCCCCCCGGUGGAGGUCGUAACCCUGUGACUCCUCGUUUCAUUCGCCAUUUCAGCAUCCUGUGCCUCCCGACGCCCUCCGAGCAAAGCCUUAAGCAGAUUUUUAAGGCGAUCCUUUGUGGCUUCCUCACUGAUUUCCCAGUGGCAGUGAAAAACGCUGGAGACAGCAUAGUGGAUGCCGCAGUGGAGAUUUACCACCGCAUGAGCGUGGAUUUGCUUCCUACUCCAGCCAAAUCCCACUACGUGUUCAACCUCCGAGAUCUGUCCAAGUGUGUGCAGGGCAUGUUGCAGUGCGAACCUGGCACAGUGCAGGACAAGAACCAGAUCUUCCGUCUCUUCUGUCACGAGUGUCAGCGCGUGUUUCACGACCGGCUCAUCAACAACGAGGACAAGACCUACUUCAACACCAUGAUCUGCGAGAUAGCCAGUAAAUAUUUCAGCAUCGAUUUGGAGCCCAGUGAUCUUGCCAAGCAUCCUAUUAUUUUUGGAGAUUUCAUCAAGGUCGGAGCAGAGAAGGCUGACCGUGUCUACGAGGACCUGACAGACAUCGAGAAGCUCAAGACCGUUCUGCAGGACUACCUGGAUGACUACAAUAUGACCUACUCCAAGGAAACCAAGCUUGUAUUCUUCCAGGAUGCCAUCGAACAUGUCUCCAGAAUCGCCCGCAUGAUUCGACAAGAGCGUGGCAACGCCCUAUUAGUCGGUGUCGGCGGGACAGGGAAGCAAUCUCUCACGCAGUUGGCUGCUCACAUAUGCGGUUACCGCUGCUUCCAGAUUGAACUCAGCCGUGGCUAUAACUACGACAGUUUCCACGAUGAUCUGCGUAAACUGUACAAGAUGGCCGGCGUCGAGGGCCAGGACAUGGUUUUCCUCUUCACCGACACUCAGAUUGUAGUGGAGGAGUUCCUGGAGGACAUCAACAACAUGCUGAACUCUGGCGAGGUUCCCAACCUGUUCGAGAAGGACGAGCUGGAGCAGGUGUUGGCAGCGACGCGGCCCCGUGCCAAGCAGGCAGGCAUCGCUGAGGGCAACCGAGAUGAGGUCUUCCAGUUCUUCAUCUCUCGUGUACGGGAGAAGCUGCACAUCGUGUUGUGUAUGAGUCCAGUGGGUGAUGCCUUCCGCUCACGCUGCCGUAUGUUCCCCUCGCUCGUCAACUGCUGCACCAUCGACUGGUUUGUCCAGUGGCCACACGAGGCUCUCCUGUCGGUCUCUCAGACGUUUUUCAAGACUGUGGACUUUGGCAGCGAGGAAGUGAGGACCUCUUUGUCUCAGAUGUGUGUGGAUAUCCACAUGAGCGUGAUAGACAUGGCCGAGCGCUUCUAUUCGGAGCUCCGCCGCCGCUAUUACACCACGCCCACUUCUUAUCUGGAGCUCAUUAACCUUUACCUGGGCAUGCUGGGAAAUAAGAGGGAGCAGCUGGAGGCGGCUCGUGAUCGAGUGAAGAACGGUCUGACAAAGCUUUUGGAGACCAACGACCUGGUGGAUAAGAUGAAGGUGGAUUUGUCGGCCCUGGAGCCUGUGCUCAAACAGAAAGCCAUCGAUGUCAAUGCCCUCAUGGAGAAAAUCAGUGUGGACCAGGAGAAAGCUGACCAGGUGCGCAGAGUGGUGAAGGAGGACGAGUCCUUGGCAAAGGAGAAAGCCAACAAAACGCAGGCCAUUGCAGACGAAGCGCAGAAAGACCUGGACAGGGCUCUGCCCGCUCUGGAGGAGGCCAACAAGGCUCUGAACGCGCUGGACAAGGCCGACAUCUCCGAGAUCCGUGUGUUCACUAAACCGCCCGACCUUGUCAUGACCGUCAUGGAGGCAGUGUGUAUCCUGCUCAGCAGCAAGACAGACUGGGCGAGUGCCAAGCAAGUCCUCAGCGACUCCACCUUCCUGAAGAAGCUGACAAACUAUGACAAAGACAACAUCCAUCCACAGAUCCUUCAAAAGCUGCAGCGCUACAUCCAGAACCCUAAUUUUAUCCCCGAGAAGGUGGAGGCUGUGUCUAAAGCCUGCAAGUCCAUGUGCAUGUGGGUAAAAGCCAUGGACCUCUAUUCCCGCGUACUCAGAGAAGUCGGGCCUAAACGAGAGAAACUGGCCGCUGCCCAGGCAGAGCUCGAUGCUACUUCAGCAACUCUAAAGCAGAAGCAGGAGAAGCUGCAGGAGGUUGAGGAUCAGAUCGCACUUCUGCAGAAGCAGUUCAACUCCAGCAUAUCUGAGAAAGAGCUCCUGGUUGAAAACAUGGCUCUGACGAAGGCACGGCUGAAUCGUUCAGGGAAGCUGACUUCGGCGCUGGCUGAUGAACGCAUGCGCUGGCAGGACAGCAUCGCAUUGUUUGAGCAGGAGAUUAACAACCUGAUCGGGAACGUCUUCAUUGGAGCCGCCUGCGUGGCUUAUUACGGAGCUUUCACUUCCCACUAUAGACAACUGCUGAUAGAGCAGUGGAUCUCACGCUGUCAAGAGUUGGGGAUCCCCAUCAGCUCCAACUUCAGUCUGAUUGGAAUCCUGGGCAACCAGUACGAGAUUCGGGAAUGGAACGCCCAAGGUUUGCCCCGUGACAAUGUGUCCACCGAGAACGGCAUCUUGGUGACUCACGGACGCCGCUGGCCCCUCAUGAUCGACCCCCAAGAUCAGGCAAAUCGCUGGAUUCGCACCAAAGAGGCGACGAACCUCCUGAAGGUCAUCAAACUGACAGACGCCAGCUUCCUUCGCACUCUUGAGAACGCCAUCCGUCUGGGCAUGCCUGUCCUGCUGGAAGAGCUUAAAGAGACUCUGGACCCUGUUCUGGAGCCUAUACUGCUGAAGCAGACGUUCGUAUCCGGUGGCAGGACGCUGAUCCGUCUGGGAGAUACCGACAUCGACUAUGACAAAAACUUCCGAUUUUACAUGACCACCAAGAUGGCCAACCCUCACUACCUCCCUGAGGUUUGCAUCAAAGUGACUGUUAUCAACUUCACAGUAACUAAGUCAGGACUGGAAGAUCAACUCCUCAGUGACGUGGUGCGCCUGGAGCGGCCCGAGCUGGAGGAACAGAGGAACGAGCUGAUAGUCAACAUCAACGCCGACCGCAACCAGCUUAAAGCCAUCGAAGAGCGCAUCCUCAAGCUUCUCUUCACCUCAGAGGGCAACAUCCUCGAUAACGAGGAGCUGAUCAACACCCUGCAGGAGUCAAAGGUGACUUCAGAGGCUAUUAAAACCCGUCUGGAAGAAGCGGAAGCCACAGAGCUGAUGAUUAACACAGCCAGAGAGAAAUAUCGGCCUGUGGCCACGCGUGGCUCCGUCAUGUAUUUCGUCAUCUCCAGUCUUUCUGAGAUCGACCCCAUGUACCAGUUCUCCCUUAAGUACUUUAAACAGCUGUUUAACAGUACUAUCGAGACGUCGGAGAAGCACAGCGAGCUCAGCAAGCGCUUGCAAAUUCUGCUGGAUUCCACGCUGCUCAGCGCGUACACCAACAUCUCCCGAGGACUCUUCGAGCGUCACAAAACCAUCUACAGCUUCAUGCUGUGUGUGGAGAUCAUGAUGCAAAGGGAGGAAGUCUCACCACAAGAGUGGUUCUUCUUCCUUCGAGGGGCAGGGGGCAUGGAGAAGGAGAUAUCAGAGAAGCCGAGUGUUCCCUGGUUGUCUGAUUUUAUGUGGGAGACGUGUUGUGACCUUGGACAGAAAUUGCCCUGUUUCAGAGGCAUUAAGAAAGACAUUGUAUCAACGCCUGUUACUGUGCAACUAGGACGCUUGGAGAUAACGGUGAACCCGGAGCAGUGGGAUGGCUAUGUGACAGACCUCGCGCCGUACUCCGAGGACACACCCUCCGACCAGCAACCUGAGGUCAGAGGUCACUGGAACGAGCGCCUUGGAUCCUUUCAGAAACUCAUCCUGAUUAAGAGCUUCAGUGAAGAAAAGGUUGUGCAAGCUGUGACCGAAUUUGUGAUCGUCAGUUUGGGGAAGACAUUUGUGGAGAAUCCGCCAGUGGAUCUGGCAACCCUGUACGCAGACAUGUCUCCCUCCACACCGUUGGUGUUCAUCCUCAGCACUGGCUCCGAUCCCAUGGGGGCUUUCCAGAGAUUCGCCAAGGAGCGCGGAUGCCUGGAAAGCGUGGAGUCGAUCUCUCUGGGUCAGGGUCAGGGCCCGAUAGCGGAGAAGAUGAUACAUGAAGCUCAGAAAAAUGGGAACUGGAUUUUCCUGCAGAACUGCCACCUCGCUGUCUCCUGGAUGCUCUCCAUGGAAGAAAUCGUCAAGAGCUUCUCUCAGCCUGGCAUUUUAAAUCAUGAGAACUUCAGGCUGUUCCUGAGCUCAAUGCCUACCAGCGUCUUCCCCGUCACUGUGCUCCAAAACUCCGUCAAGGUGACUAAUGAGCCUCCAAAGGGCCUCCGUGCGAACGUGCGACGAGCUUUCACCGAAAUCAGCAGCUCGUUCUUUGAGGAUCAUAUCAUGGGCAGGCAGUGGGGGAAGAUCAUCUUUGGAAUGUGUUUCUUCCACGCCAUCAUUCAGGAGAGGAAGAAGUUUGGGCCUCUCGGCUGGAACAUCCCUUACGAGUUCAGCGACAGCGACAGGGAGUGCGCUCUGCUCAACCUGAACCUCUAUUGCAAGACAGGACACAUCCCCUGGGACGCUCUCACCUAUAUCACCGGAGACAUUACGUAUGGAGGGAGAGUAACAGAUGCUUGGGAUCAGCGCUGUUUGCGCACCAUUCUCAAAAGGUUCUUCUCGCCUGAGACUCUGAAUGAGGAAUACAAGUACUCAGAAUCAGGGGUCUACUUUGCUCCGGAGUCUGACAGCCUGACGGAGUAUAAAAGCUACAUUGAGAAUCUGCCGAUCACUGACGUUCCCGAGAUCUUUGGCAUGCAUGAGAACGCUAACUUGGCUUUCCAGCGUCAGGAGACAGCGACUCUGAUUAACACCAUCCUGGAGGUGCAGCCGCGGUCCACAGCAGCUGCUGGCGGGAAGAGUAACGACGAGGUGGUCAACGAGCUCGCAGACUCCAUCCUGAACAAGAUUCCGGAGAAACUUGAUAUGGACAUCGCUACAGAAUCCCUGUUUGUUCGAGACUCUAACGGCCGUGUGAACUCCCUGACCACUGUGCUGGGACAGGAAGUGGACCGUUUCAACUCCCUGCUGUGUGUGUUACGGACCUCCCUGUGUACCCUGCAGAAGGCCAUAGCUGGCUUGGUGGUGAUGUCUGAGGAGAUGGAGCGGAUCUACAACAGCUUCCUGAACAACCAGGUGCCGGAGCACUGGGCCAGUGCCGCGUACCCGUCUCUGAAGCCUCUGGGCAGCUGGGUCCGAGACCUAGCACUGCGUACCGCCUUCAUAGACAGCUGGAUAACCAGAGGUCAGCCAAGUUCUUUCUGGAUCUCGGGGUUCUUCUUCCCUCAGGGCUUUCUGACAGGCACGCUGCAGAACCACGCACGCAAAUACAACCUGCCCAUCGAUGAGCUCAACUUCCGCUUCAACGUGAUCCCAGCGUACCGAGACCAGGCCGUCAUCGCUGAAGCCUUGACGAACCUUGGACCAGACGCAGAACUCGAACAGGACCAAGAGCUCCCCGGCAUAGAGGACGGAGUGUUUGUGCACGGGAUGUUCAUGGACUCGAGUCGCUGGGACGAUGUGAACAUGGUGAUGGAAGAUGCGUUGCCGAGGGUGAUGAACCCCAUGCUGCCUGUGGUGCAGUUCGAGCCUCAGCAGAAUUACGUACCUGACCCGUCACUGUACCACGCACCGCUGUAUAAAACCUCAGCCAGAGCCGGAACUCUGUCCACGACAGGACACUCCACUAACUUUGUGGUGACGGUGAUGUUACCAUCCAGCAGACCGAGCGAUUACUGGAUCUCCAAAGCUUCAGCGCUGCUGUGCCAACUCAACGACUGA